GGUUUAUUAUCUGCCAGCCCAUUGAUUCAUGUCUGUGGUUGUUAUCGUUUAUACUUUGCCAAAUCCCACAGACAACAUAUACACAUGUUAUGGUGGAAACCGACAGAGUUACUUCUUGAAUUCCCCUGUUGUGUCAGGCUCGGCUCGACCAGGGAGAGCGCUUUCCAACAACAGCCUGGACUUUGAAAAUUCAAACACAGUAGGCGAAGAGAUUCCGGUAUUUCCCACAGAACUGAAUGCUCGUUGCCAAUCCACCUUUCAGCCGCAAGUAAGAAUGAACAGAGUCAAGUGGAGCUCUUUCAGUCACCUGAUGUAACAUCGCCGCGGAAAUUACAGGAAAGUUUUCGUGGCUGGGAGGAACUGAAAUGGCAAAAAACACAUCGUUGUAUUUUCGUAUCAUCGAAGGGAGAAAUUUACCAGCAAAAGACGUAUCUGGCACCAGUGAUCCUUACUGCAUCGUCAAAGUGGACAAUGAGGUGGUGGCCAGAACUGCUACCAUAUGGAGGAACCUCAAUCCAUUCUGGGGUGAAGAAUAUACUCUCCACUUACCCAUGGGUUUCCACAACCUCUCAUUUUAUGUAAUGGAUGAAGACACCAUUGGGUAUGAUGACGUCAUUGGGAAGAUCUCUCUUAAUAAGGAGCACAUAGCAACUCACCUACGAGGAAUUGACAACUGGAUAAAUCUGACUCGGAUUAACCCUGAUGAAGAGAUUCAAGGAGAGAUACAUUUGGGUUUAGAGAUACUCCAAGACCAGCACACAAAGGCACUGAGAUGUCAGCUCAUUGAAGCAAGAGACCUUGCACCAAGAGACAUUUCUGGCACAUCCGAUCCAUUUGCAAGAGUGGUAUUUAACAACAAGACUGUAGAAACAACAACUAUAAAGAAGACUCGUUUUCCUCACUGGAAUGAAGUGUUUGAGUUUGAACUGGAGGAUGACUUGCCAACAGAAGGAAUGAUGUUCACUGUGGAAGUCUGGGACUGGGACAUGGUGGGAAAGAAUGAUUUCCUGGGAAAGGUUGACUUCAAUCUAGAUGCCCUUUUGAAGACUCAAGUGUCCAAGGGCUGGUUUAGAUUGAUGCCUUUUGAAAAAAAUGAAGACGAUGCAGGAGGGAAAUUAGGAGCAUUGCGAUUAAAAGUCAGGUUAGCAGAGGACCGGAUAUUACCAUCAAUGUACUAUCAGCCACUGAUCGACCUGUUGGUGGAACCUGUGAUCUCUCCUGCCAAAAGUGUCGCAGCUGCAAGACCCGCAAUAAGAACCACCCUGUCUGAAGCUUCACCAGCUUAUGAUACAGACCUUGCAUCUACAGACUGUCUAAACCAGGCUGAGGAUAUGAGCCCUCUCACCAUGCUGGAAGAGGUUACCACAGUGGAGAGCAGGCAGGAUGUGGCAGUAACGCUAGUAAAGAUCUUCCUGGGUCAGGGCCUGGUGGUGCCUUUUCUUGACUACCUCAAUAUGAGAGAAGUGAAUAAAACAACUGAUCCAAAUACUCUUUUCAGAUCCAAUUCCUUGGCUUCAAAGACUAUGGAACAGUUUAUGAAGCUGGUUGGAAUGCCGUAUUUACAUGAGGUGCUGAGGCAAGUCAUUAACCGUAUUUUUGAUGAAAAGAAAUACAUCGAACUGGACCCUUGUAAAAUUGACCUUAACAAAACAAGGAGGAUUUCAUUCAAAGGGAGUCUUUCAGAAGCUGGUGUACGGGAAUGUAGCCAAGAGCUUCUAAAAUCUUACCUGACUGAUGUGAUGGAUGCCAUUGUGGGCUCAGUGGAGCAGUGUCCUUCAGUUAUGAGAGUAGCCUUCAAACAGUUACAUAAACGAGUGGAAGACCAAUUUCCAGAAGCACACAAUGAGGAUGUCAAGUACUUGGCUAUCGGUGGGUUUCUCUUCCUGAGGUUUUUUGCCCCAGCCAUUUUAACACCCAAACUCUUCAGCCUGAGAGAUCAUCAUGCCGACACGAGGACAGGAAGAACCCUGCUGCUUUUGGCGAAGGCCGUUCAGAGUAUUGGUAACCUGGGCCUUCAGUUGGGACAUGGAAAAGAACAGUGGAUGACACCCCUUCAUCCAUUCAUUUUACAGAGUGUAAGCUGUGUGAAGGAUUUCCUGGAUAAGUUGAUAGACAUUGAUAAUGAAGUGGCUGAGCUUCAACAACGCGUAGUGUUCCACCCAUCAGUUACCAUUAAAGAAGGAUAUUUACACAAGCGGAAAGCCGAGGGAGUCAACCUUGUCACUCGUUUCACCUUCAAGAAACGCUAUUUCUGGCUAAGCAGUGAAACCCUGUCAUAUGCCAAGACCCCAGAUUGGCAGGUACGGUCAUCUAUUCCAGUCCAGCGUAUCUGCGCAGUUGAACGAGUGGAUGAAAAUGCCUUCCAGCAGCUCCAUGUGAUGCAGAUCAUCACCCAAGACAAUGAGGCUCAGCUACACAUUAUGUACAUCCAGUGCAAGAAUGUGAACGAACUGAAUCAGUGGCUUUCGGCUAUCAGGAAAGCCAGUAUCUGCAAUGAACGCACGCUUGCAUCCUUUCAUCCAGGCUCUUACAGGAGCAACCGUUGGACUUGUUGCCUGCACACUGACAGGACAGUUCGGGGAUGCAGUCGCACACAUUCUGCUGUGACCCUGGGUGACUGGAGUGAUCCACUUGACCCAGAUGUUGAGACACAGACCGUUUUCAAGCAACUCUUACAAGGCAGAGAAAAGCUGAAACAGAAGUACCUUGACUCUUUAGAUGCAGAAACUGUGAUGGGCAAGGAAGGAAGAAUACAUGGUAUGAGGAUAGAGGAAGGAGUUGACAAGAGCUGCUCCUUUCAUGAUCAGAAGAUGUCAGCGGCUGCCAGACUGCUGGAUGUUGUGCAAGAUCUUGAACGUGCUCACCAGGCAUUCGAACAGAAAGAGAAAGAGGAGCAGGCCAAUGAGAUGGUGGCUCCCUGAGUCGUACUGAGGCAAGACAUCUGAAAAAUCAGUUAGUGCGCUAUGUGCAGUGUGCCACAUACCAGUCCAGGCGUACAGUGGAUUUAACAAGGGCGAAUUACACAAUACAAAUGUCAACAAACUGAAAUACAAACUUGCAGGUGUGAUUGACACUGAGAGCUGCAGAAUGGUUCAGACAUUCCUUUAUAAGCUGCAUUAAAAACAUUAAAAAGAAAGGGAUUGUCAUCAUAUCCAAGCAACUUUGGGGGAAAGUUGCUGAUUUGUUGCUGUUUAAGACUGAGGAUGAGAUUUCAUCUACUACUAAUGUAAGGCAGCUGAGCACAGGCACCUAUUGAUGCAAGAGCAGUGGUUACGUUCUGAACGCUUUCCUGUCUGUUCUUUGGAGAUGUUUCAGUUCCAUGCAUUGUCUCCAGUAGUUUGUAAUUGCACCACAGGAAACCAAAAACAAUAAAUGUCUGAAAUUAUACAUCACAA
Messenger RNA from Stegostoma tigrinum, 3395 nucleotides. RefSeq names its product rasGAP-activating-like protein 1. The coding region runs from base 366 to 2921 and encodes 851 amino acids. Gene Ontology annotation, molecular function: GTPase activator activity. Gene Ontology annotation, biological process: regulation of GTPase activity; cellular response to calcium ion; intracellular signal transduction. The transcript is spliced from 22 exons. Lineage: Eukaryota; Metazoa; Chordata; Chondrichthyes; Orectolobiformes; Stegostomatidae. The record is from RefSeq and is a predicted model, not a curated record.